AUUGAUAGUGAAUUGAUGAUAUUGAAGACACCCGUCAAUGUAUUGAUGAAAAUCAGAGAGUUCAAAUAUUUAUUGACGUCACGCAUUGUCAAUGUUAUUGACAAGUGUUUUGCACCAUUCAGGCGUUCAAUAAUAUUGAAUCAAUAUUUAGUCUCGUCAAAAUUUCCGUACAGUCAACAUGGCUAAAUCAACCAGAGACGAGGAACGGAAGUUUAUACUUGAAUGCAUAGAUCUGUAUAGAGAUCUUCCAGCUCUCUGGAAAGUGACAUGCGAAGAUUACAGCAAUCGCGUGAAGAAAGAGGCUGCGUAUAUCACUCUUCUUGAAAAGUAUAGGGAGCGUUAUCAAGAUGCAACAAAAGAAGAUGUAAAGAAAAAGUUUAAUGCUCUUCGAACCAAUUUUCGAAAAGAACUGAAAAAAGUUAUUGAUUCCGAAAAGUAUGGAGCUGGAACCGAGGACUUGUUUGAAUCAUCUUUGUGGUAUUAUGAUGCGAUGUUGUUUGUACAAGAUCAGGAAACGCCAGCACCAUCUCGAAGCUUCGUGGACAAAGAAGAAGAGUCAAUUGCUGAUGAUAACACCCUUGAAAAUACAGAUUCGUCAUCAGAAGUAUCACAAGAUACGCAAUCAAGCGGGCUUGCGGCUCCCUCUAAGAGGACAAACUUUAGAAGAAAGAAGAGGACAAUUGAAGACAAGCGUAACGAGCUUAUGGAAUUGGCAUGUAAGCGUUUACGUGAACCAGAAGAUGACACUACAAGCUUGGUCCAAACAUGGGUAAAUGAGCUCAAGCACAUGGAGCCAAAGCAACAAUUACUGUCGAAGAAGGCCAUCAAUGAUAUUUUGUUUGAAGGGAGAAUGGGUACCCUCAAGAGGAAUUCGGUUUUAAUCAAUCCACCUGAACAGUCAUUUGUGCAGCAUAGAUUGGUACAGCCCGAGUCCAUUUCAUCUAGGCAGUCAUUGACACCUACCUCUGUUGUCUGCCAUGGUUCAUUCCAUAACAACCAACCGACAAUUUAAUUGGAUAAUUUACACGAAGUUCAUUCAGGAGCAUUACGUGUACAAAAUUAUUUUUUUACUGAAACCAUUGUUUUGUCCAAAAUUUCUUAUUUUUUCGCUUUCGUUUAUCCAAUAGCAGCGCAAUACUUAUCAUGACAACAGGAUCCAUCUUGUUUGAAUCAUGACCGAAGUACAAAUGAACAAAAUAUUGAUUAAUAUUUUUGUUCACUUGAGUGCAAUUUUUUUUUAUUAUUUCAAUAUUAUUGAGUCAAUACAAUUGACAAUACUA
Molecule: messenger RNA, 1280 nt
Organism: Dreissena polymorpha
Lineage: Eukaryota; Metazoa; Mollusca; Bivalvia; Myida; Dreissenidae
Exons: 2
Coding region: 179-1012 (277 amino acids)
Source: RefSeq, a predicted model, not a curated record